Chelonia mydas (Green sea turtle) is the source of this 7606-nucleotide messenger RNA. It is a transcript of the gene NT5M, whose product is annotated as 5',3'-nucleotidase, mitochondrial. The transcript has 5 exons. Lineage: Eukaryota; Metazoa; Chordata; Testudines; Cheloniidae. The record is from RefSeq and is a predicted model, not a curated record. Gene Ontology annotation, molecular function: 5'-nucleotidase activity. Bases 632 to 1348 code for a protein of 238 amino acids. Gene Ontology annotation, biological process: pyrimidine deoxyribonucleotide catabolic process.
AGGAGCUGCCUUAAAGCCGCCACGAUCCCCUAGCGCCGAGUCCCGGCUCCCCCUGGGCUGGUGCCGCUUUAAGGCGGCGCCUGCGGCCGCCGGUCCCUGGGAAGAGGAACUGGGGCUACCACUGCCGGGUUGGGCUGCAGGCUGCCGCAGGGCCGCGGGCAGGAGCCGGGCUCGCCUAGGCGCGCUGCCCCGGCCCUCCUCCGGCGCCGCUUGCUGCUUCGGGACGGGGCUGGGCAGCCAGCGGCUCUUUGCAGGGCGCGCUGCCUCGCCCCCGCCCGCAGCGGGCCAGAUGCGCCCGGCGCCGCGCUCCCUCGCCCCGGCCCUGCCCCGCGCAGCGGGCCAGAUGUGCCCGGCGCUGCGGGGGCCGGGGCAGCCCGGCCCCUCCUCUUAGCGGCCGCUUGCGGGCAGCUGCCGCGGACGGAGAGGGCGGAAUUUCUUCCGCGCCAGGAUCCCCAGCCCGCCGCCGCCGCUCGAGCCCUGGGCCGGAGUCGGCUCCCCUCGGUAGCGUUGCAGCGGCGGGAGAUGGAGCCUCGCGGCCGGCCUGGGGUGGGGGUGGUUGGGCCCCAGGGCCAGCGAUGCCAGUCAUGAUAGCCCCUUGAUCCGCUCCCCCCACCCCAUCCCCAGCUCAGCCAUGGCUGCGCUGAGCCGCUUUCUGCACCCGCACACCCGGCACGGCGCCCCCUUCGCAGCGCUGGGGCUGGGCAGGGCUCCCCUCUCUGGAGCCAGGUCGUGCAGCGCCAGGGGCAGGCACCUGCGCGUCUUGGUGGACAUGGAUGGGGUGCUGGCGGACUUUGAAGGAGGAUUCUUAAAGAAGUUCAGGGCCAGGUACCCAGAGAAGCCGUACAUUGCCCUGGAGGAUCGCAGGGGCUUCUGGGUGUCGGAGCAGUAUGGCCAGCUGAGACCUGAGCUGAGCGAGAAAGCAAUCAGCAUAUGGGAGUCAAAGAAUUUCUUCAUUGAGCUGGAUCCAAUCCCAGGGGCUGUGGAAGCCGUGAAGCAAAUGGCUAAGUUGGAAAACACUGAUGUGUUCAUCUGCACAAGCCCGAUCAAGAAGUACCGCUACUGUGCUUAUGAGAAGUACGCCUGGGUGGAGAAGCAUUUUGGCCAAGAAUUUCUGGAGCAGAUCGUCCUAACGCGAGAUAAAACUGUGAUCUCUGGUGAUCUGCUUAUAGACGAUAGAUCAGAUAUUACAGGAGCCGAGCCGAACCCCAGCUGGGAGCACGUUCUCUUCACAGCUUGUCACAAUAAGCACCUGCAGCUGCAGCCCCCCAGCAGGAGGCUCCACUCGUGGGCUGAGAACUGGAGGGCGAUCCUGGACAGCAAGCGGCCACUGCACAGCUGGGCCAUUUAAAGCGACAGGCCCCUGAGGCUGCCCCCUUAGCUGAAUGGAGCCUCGGUGCGCUCUGUGGUGUCCAGCUCUGGGCUGAAACCCACAGACAGACAACCUUGCUGGGCAGAGUAAGGAGAGGGGCCCUGGUGGGGAGCGAUCGCAGCAGCACCAACCCCAGAGAACAGGGCCAAAGGGAGAUCGUGUUCAUUAAGCUAGAGGCUACUGGGCCAUGUGUGACUGGGCCGCCGUGAAGCAACAGAAGGAUUCUGGGCCCAUGCCACUACAGGAAGCCCUGUCUACCGUGUGUCCUCUUUGCACCCAGCUCUAUAUAACUCAGUGGCACCUUAGUACUGGCGUCUGGUGACACCAAAUGUAGUGUCUCCGAUGGACUCACCUCUCAGCUCGUUACCCAGCGUCCCCUGGACCUGCUUUGUGGUGCGGAUUAACUUUUGAAUACCCGCCCCCCCAUCUACAUUGAGUUGGAGCACUGGAUCAGCAGUUUGCCCUAGAGGACUGUUUGCCCUAGGGUUUGCCCUAGAGGACUGUCAACAUCCUUCCUCCUCCACCCAUCCUGACACAGAGGAGUGGUGUUCCCUUCCCUCAGUCCCCAGCCUGGCUCUUCUUCAUUCUUUGGCUCACCUGCUGUCACCACUCCAAGGGGAGCAUCUUCGUGCAGCAGCGUUCGCUUUUCCUCACAGCUGUGACUGUGCCUGCCGGGACUGCCUUGCAGGAGCGCAUGGGGGAGCAUUGUGAAACAAGGUGCUGGGGGGCACGAUCCCCUCCAGCCAAGAGUGCACAUCGGUCACAAAUAGAGGCCAAGGGAAAGGUCUCCUCAGAGGGCCACCGCACAGAAUCUCCGACUCUCCUGCCUGUCCCAAGGGGUAAGGAGGACUCUGCAAAAAUGCAACACACAAGAUUGACAGUGGCAGCGACCAGAGAGCAGCCACGGCCUCAAAGGGGAAGGGUCAACAUUCAGAGUGGGCAGCCUGUACGCUGGCUCAGCUGUGCUGCAUGUGACAUGAGACAGCAAGAUCUAGGCCAUGGCUAAGUACCCAUGUGAUCAGGCUGCAAGAAGACUGGCCCAGCAUCAAUAUGCCGAGGAUGGCGUUCCCCCCCGCCGCCGCCCCCAUGGCUCUGCCAGUAGUGUCCGGGUGAGGGGAGUGUAGACAGGGCCAGCUUUAGGAUUCUGGGGGGUUCCCCCUGAAACUUUCCUUUAAACUCAACCUCAAAGUAGCCUCCUCCCAAGCUGGUGUAAUAUGGUUCUGUCACGACCCAUCUUCCUUGAACAUUGACAGAGCAACACAACAAUGCCUGAAAUUCAGGGGAUGUAAUUAUCCUGCAACCUGGGCUGGUGAAAAUCAGGGACACGUUACUGAUUGGAGGACAGGGGCAACCCCACUUCGAUCAUCAGGGACCUGCAUCAGCUCGGUGAUGCCGAGGGGCUCAAACCGAUUUUGGAUGUAACCCGGCAGCACCGUCUUUAGAAAGGGCUCGGAUGGCGGCUGUGUGUUGGCGGGGGUCACUGUAGGGGGAGAUGAGCGUUCGCAACUCCUCCCUAGGGCUUCCUCAUUCCAGACGAGUGAGGCAACAGCUCUGGCCCAAUAUUUACUUCCCCCAGAGAUCAUAGGUACUGGAACAAGCCGCACCCACUGGCUUGAAGUGGUUUCCAUUGUACACAAGGUUUACAGUUUAGUUCAAUGGCUCUCAGCACCCCCACUAUAAAAAUGGUUCCAGCGCCCCUGCAAUAGAUUGGGGAGCCCCUAACUAGCUUGAAGUUAUCCAUGGGCUAUCACUUCCCCUCCCCCCACAGUGGUUUUGGAGGCUCUUCUCCCCUACUCAAGACUUUAUUCCUGGGAUGGUUGGGGUUCUCUGUCUCAGCUGUUAACUCUCGAGUGCAGCCCCUUGAGUUGAGAUGGUCAGUGUCACGCGACUGGCAUGCCUCUCACAGCUGUGCCGCACAUCAAAGACCAUUGUUCAACCCAAGCACCAACAAGUGGCUCUGCCAUCCCAUUAAUCCUUUCUCCAUAGGCUGGCUAUUAGGAAUGGGCAAGCUAAUGGGGCUGAGAAGAGAGAGGUGGAUGAAGUAGGCAUGAUCUAGCCCGAGAGGUGCGGUUAACAGCCUGAGCACAUGAUGGGGAGCCAGGAACUCAUGGGUUUUCGUCCUGGCUCUUCCAAUGAUCCAAGUUACAGGCAAAUCACUUUGCCUCCCUGUGCCCCGACUUGUAUAAUGGAUAUGUCAGUACCUCUCGGGGUGAGGAGGGGCUGGAACAACAGCCAGCCUCUAAAUCUUUGAGGUGUGUAGGCUAUUUCCUACAUACAUUGGGAAGAAAGGGUGAGUGGAGGAGCGAAGCUAAAAGACAUUGCGGUAGCCACAGUUCAUCACCAGGUGCCCGAGUGUGCUCUUCGGCACUGAAAUAAUUGACCAGCAGCACAGUUUGGAGGGCCCAGUGACCGUACACAUUGAUAAAGCCAGAGCCUGGGUGGGCCUCAGCAUUGGAGAUCCACCACAGAAUGGACAGAACCUGCCAUCGCAGUUGGAAGAACAAAAAGCUCAAGGCUGCGCUCGUUGGUAUCUCUCCUCCCUCCAUCAGACAUCCAGAAAGCAGAGGGCCCUGCCAACACCACAGACCUUUACUACAGGCCUGCUGUCCUUCAGAGAGGGGCUUCGUUAAGUGGUGCAGAACGUUCUCCUCGGAAGCCCCUUCCCUCUGCCAGGCUCAUCCCGCUCUGCGUCCGGAGCGUAGAUUACCACUCCUGAGACCCACGGGCAUUGCCUCCUGCCAGCAGAAUCUGGCCAGCCAGCCUGCGCAUUCCACACAAUACUCUUGGCAUUGAAAAGGAGAACCUCCCCCCACCACCCAAGAAUGGGACCUGUGGGUUCCCCUAAACUAAAGGCUCCCAGGCAGGAGGGCAGCCAGGUGUUUGCAACUCUUGGCCCUUUGCCUGCAGCAAUCACUCUUCCCUGCAAUCAAUCUUCGCACAUUUGGAUUCCCAACCUCUCUCCUUAGCAAAGCUGUAAAAAGCAGGUAAAGCCCGAAACCACAUGGUGCAUGAAAAAGCUGUUUCCCUGAUUACUGCCCGGUUGGCGUUAGCUCUUACCAAGAUCUGUAGGACCUGGACGUUGCACUGAACAAAGAUGGUGCUUCAGGAUUUUGCCCUUCCUCAGCUUUUACCACUGGGGCCAAACCCCAAGCUGUCGUGGGGAGCCAUAACUGCUGCUUGGGGAUUGCGAACGCUCACGUCUCCCGGGGUUUGAGCCCCUGUCUGCAGUGGGCGUUCUGCCUGAGGGAGGGCUGCAGGGUUUGGUCCAGCUUGUGUGUGUUACAGACUGGAAGGGCUGCCUUAAAAUUUAAACCACUGUGUACAUGCCUGGGGUGAUCAAAUCGGUAUUGUAGCGGCCUGGGGCCCAGCAAGGUUGAGCUGAGAAUAGUCUGGUUUUACAGUAUUUAACUUCUUGGGAUUCAAAGCUUUGCAUCCUGAACUGCUGAGAGAGAUCUAGACAGCUGUUGCUCAGUCCGAGCAGCCCUUCAGCAGCGACGGGCGGCAGACGGGCGUAGCUGGUGUACCCCACCCUCCGAGGGCAUUACAUUUUUUUCAGCACUGUGUUUGAUUUGUUAAUUGUCCCAGUUCUCCCUCCCAGUCCCCUCCACCCCUCUGGGUAAUGCUGUUAUCUGGAAGGGGUUCCUAGGGGGAGGACAGAGCUUACUCGGGGUUACAGCUGCUGUUCAGCAUUAUGGCCCUAGCUGCGAGUGUGACUUUGCUUUCUCAUUGGUUGGUUAUUUUUUCCACUUUUGAGGACAUAAUGUUAAGAGUGAAAUCAGGUUGGUCCUGUUUUACAGCGCCGGCACUUGGAAGAGGAAGAUGUUUCCAGGGCUAACAGCCCUGUUGUUCUUCUCUCUCUCACACAUAACGCGCACACCCCCAUCCACGCCUGGCUAUAAGCUGAACUGUUUGGACCAUAUCCUCAGGUGUGUAAAUCAGCAUAGCCAGUGAUGUUAGAGAAACAAGGCCAAUUUACACCAGCUGAGGAUCUGGUUUUUAAAAUGGUUACAUUGUUUUGCUCAACUGAGAUGCAGAGAAGCGUUUUUUUAGAUUGACCGUGUAUAAUAGAUCCACCCAGGAUCCUUGCACUAAAUAUUCAAUUUUGUUGUCAUUGCAGUUUAUAUAAAAUAGGGUUUUAAUAUUCCUGGUAGCAUACUAACCGUGAUAGAGGAGCGAUUUUUACCUCCAGGGCUCAGAUUACUCUGGAGAAGGGUCAUGUGGCACAAGCAACAUGCUACCGACCACUGCUGCUUUCUUUUGCCAACUACGUUCCAGCGCAUUCGAUGGAAUCCCCGUGAACGGAAAUAGGGCUGGUAGGAGGCCACUUCCUGUUUUGGCGGAGAGGUACGUAUCAUACAACAGGGAGGUAGGCAAUGCAAUCUCCUGGUUACGUUAUGGAACUGGUUGUCAGGACUCCUGGGUUGUCUUCCUAGUUCUGUCUGUUUGUCUAGGGUUUGGUACCGGGAUAUCGGAGCAUCAUUGCCACAGACUUGCCAUGUGACCUUAAGCAAAUCACUUACCCAUUCUGUGCCUCAGUUUCCUCAUCUGUAAAAUUUGGAUAAUCCCACUUACUUCACAGGGAUGCUGUGAGGAGGAGCGGGACAACGUCAUGUGCUUUGAGAGCCCCAGGCAGAACAUGCUCUGUAAUUUAUCAUUAAUGAUGUGCUUCCUCUCGGAUAGGCACAGGAAUCAAAUUGGGGCAGGAUGACCGUUUUGGGGCCCAAUCCAAGGAUGUUGUGAAAAUGCUGAUCUUUACAGCAAAUGCUUCUCAGUUCCCUGGACAUCAACAGAGAUGGGUCAGGACCAGACCUGCUGAAAUCCAGAGACAUUUGUUUGUCCCAUUUCUAGUCACCAGUGGUGGGUGGGUGUAUAACAUAUUGUGCGUAUCCUAUGGGGCGUCUACUGGAUACAGCUGCUGUACAUGGAGAGACUGAGUGGGCAAAACAUCCUCUUUUAGCCUACUGAAAUGAGGAAACAUGACAGGUGGUGGCCAUCUGGGCCAGUCUGGCACAUCCCAGGGAGCGAUAAGGAGCGAGGCCAGAAUGUGGAAGGUUUUAGCUGCCUGAAAAAUACAGCAUGAGCCUGUUCCCAAGCUGCUGGUGGAGACAUAUGGAAGGACUUGCCUCAGGGCCUAGCUGCUCUGCGAGGCACCGGAGAGUCUGUUGGACACGAUGAGAAAUGGGAUUUGCUUGUAAAACUAAAGGGUAAUAGUGCGGCUCAUGGGUGAGUUGGUGGUUGUUCCACUCCCAGGCUGACAGGGCACUGAGCGGUAGCCCUUGUUUUGAUUUGACUGAAUUGGAGGAAGAGCAAGAGGAGGGGGGAGUUCUCCUUCAGGGUGUCUUGGUCAAUGGACCCCAUCUUGGCAGUUAUUAAACAGUUACUCUCUGAAGGGUGGUGGGUCUCAGUCCCGACGGACAAGUGUCCACAUCACGGAAGCCGCGAGCACUGCUGACACUUAACCAUUCCCUUGUUAGCAGGCGCCAAGGCUUGAAUGUGCCCUGGGGACGGAACUCCCCUCACCCGUCAUGGCGGUAGCCAGGAUUGAGGUGGCAGCCGUGGAGGAAGGAUGCAUUAGUGCUGUGGCUAGAUAUCAGAGCCCAGCCAUCACAGCUCUCAGUGCAGCGCUAAAUUCACUUUAAAGAGAAAAUUAGAUUUGAGAUAGGGCUUUUUACUCUUCAGGCUCAGCAUCCCUAAUUAAAUAGAACAAGUAAUGAGAUUAAAACGAGGUUAGUCCAUUCCCAGGGGAGCAGAGAUAGUGGAAUCGAGGGGAUGUCACCGAGGGCUGAAUGUGCCCAUUAACCCGUUUUAGCUUUGAGAAGUAUGUUCCUGGGCAUUACCAGCCCUUGUUAUCACCAGCUAGCUCCAGUGACUGGCUCCAGGCCCCUGGCCUGAGGGCCAGAUUCUGCUCUCGCUUACACCAGGGUAAGGAGUAUCCCCUGAAGUCAGCAGUACUGCAGGGGUGUAAAAUGAGUGGGAAGCCAAGAUCAGGCUCCAUGGGUUUGAUUCUUAUCUCCUGUACACUGGUGUCGGUCACUGUAGUAAAUGGAGUGGCACUGCAGGAGGUGAGAUCAGAAUCAGGCCCCACGUGCUUCAAGCCAAAGCCAGCUAGCCUAGCCAUGAGGCCCCACUGUAGGGCCCAUGGGUGUAUGCAGGUGUCUUGCCUUGGUUAUGUUGGAGAUUUGUCAGUUUCAUGUUUUGGGCCUGAGAGAAAUGAUAUAAAAGGGAUGUGAAAACAAA